ACAUGGGCUCCUAUGGACCAGCCUUCUAUCAAUCUUACUGUACCUCAGGCCAGUUCACCCAUGAAUUUGACGGGGAUCAACUGUUCUCUGUUGAGCUGAAGAACAGGGAGGUUGUGUGGCGUCUGCCUGAGUUUGGUGACUUCACGCACUUCGACCUACAGGGUGGGCUGUCCAGCAUUGCCAUGAUCAAAGUCCAUCUGGAUGUCUUGGUGGAACGCUCCAACCGAACCAGGGCGACCAGUGUGCCUCCCAGGGUGACCGUUCUCCCCAAGUCUCGAGUGGAACUGGGAGAGCCCAACAUCCUCAUCUGCAUCGUGGAUAACAUCUUCCCCCCUGUGAUCAAUGUUAGCUGGUUGCGCAAUGGUCAAACCAUCACAGAGGGAGUGGCCCAGACAAGCUUCUAUUCCCAGCCUGACCACUUGUUCCGCAAGUUCCACUACCUGACCUUUGUGCCCUCAGCCGAGGAUGUCUAUGACUGCAAGGUGGAGCACUGGGGCCUGGAAGGGCCACUCCUCAAGCACUGGGAGCUCCAGGGGCCUACCCCACCACCGGACACCAUAGACACCAUAGUCUAUGUCGUGGGCUUGGCCAUUGGCUUGGUGGGCUUCCUCGUGGGCACCAUCCUCAUCAUCACAGGCACAGUCAUGUCCAGGGCUCACAGGUGCAGAAGCCCCAGAAGUCUGGGGGUGGAGGGUAGAAGGUGGGCCAUUUAGAACAAGAUAGAGGUGGAGAAUCAGAGAUUCUAUGGGGACAGAGCCUUGGGGAAGAGUGACACACACAAGCAGUAGAUUGGGAAUAGAAAAGCAAAAGUGGGUAUGGGAGUGAGGUCUGGGGGAAGUGGGCACUCAGAGAUAGGAUAUAGAAUUAUGAGCUUGAACAACCUUGAUCAUAUGGUUUUUGCUACUUUAGGUAAUGACACUUCUGAGAGAAACAGAUGGUGGGAGAUGUCCUAUGGAUUCCUCAAGCCUUUGCAUGCUCAGCACCUGAGUCAACUAAGUACAUCCCCACUAUUCUGACUUUGAAUAGCAUCAACCUCCAUCCCUGUACUUAUGGUAGUGCCUGUUCGGGUACAGCCAGCUCCCCUUCUAUCCCAAAUCCCCAAAUGUUCUUGCUCUGUCCUAAGCUCUGGCUGGCAGCACUCAAUUCUUUAGUGGUGUUUGCACUGUAUUUUUUUCUUUUAAAAAAAACAAACCAGGUCUGGGUCGGUACUCCUAGGUGUGAGAGAUGCUGGUACCUGAAGAGGAGCUCUGGGUGAUGACCACUGAGCAUGACCACAUUGGCAGCCAUCCUUGGGCUGGACCUGCUGUGUCUUGCUCCAUUUGGCACAUUGUAUGUUACUUUGUCCAUAGGCCAU
Molecule: messenger RNA, 1354 nt
Organism: Castor canadensis (American beaver)
Lineage: Eukaryota; Metazoa; Chordata; Mammalia; Rodentia; Castoridae
Source: RefSeq, a predicted model, not a curated record